Molecule: messenger RNA, 768 nt
Organism: Ostrinia nubilalis (European corn borer)
Lineage: Eukaryota; Metazoa; Arthropoda; Insecta; Lepidoptera; Crambidae
Product: histidine-rich glycoprotein-like
Exons: 4
Coding region: 65-658 (197 amino acids)
Cellular component (GO): extracellular matrix
Source: RefSeq, a predicted model, not a curated record
UUAUGCUUCGCUGAAUCUGCAUACUUCAGUAGUAGCUUCCAAAGAGUUACCUACAUUCUACAAAAUGUGGUCCCAAGUCGCCGCUGUAGUUUUGCUGGUCGUAAGCGUUCACGCGCAUUCUCAUGCCGUGUCGCACCAGUCCCGUGUAGACCACCUCGGUCACCACGGCAUCGCCCACCACGGCAUCGCCCAUCACGGCAUCGCCCACCAUGGCAUUGCCCACCACGGCGUUGCCCACCAUGGCAUUGCCCACCACGGCUUGGGUCACAUCGGCCACCACGGAGUUGGACACAUCGUCCACCACGACCUCGGCCACCACGGCCACCACGGUCUGGGCCACAUCGGCCACCACGCCCACCACAUCGGGCACGCCGUCCACCUCGGAUAUGCUCACGGACAUGGCCACCAUGACCACCACGCGCACCCUGAGUACUCGUUCUCGUACUCCGUGAAGGACCCGCACACCGGCGACCACAAGCAGCAGCACGAGUCCCGCCACGGAGACUCCGUGAAGGGCGAGUACUCCCUCGUGGAGCCUGACGGCAACGUGCGCAGCGUUCAUUACAAUGCUAAUGACCACACCGGUUUCAACGCCGUGGUCCACCAUAAGACGCAUCAUGUUCAUCCCCACCAUAUCCACCAUCAUGGACACCAUUAAACUUGGAUCUGCUACGAACAUUUCGAACUCGACUGAAACCAAAAAUGCCUGUAAAAUAUUUAUAUUAUCAUUCAAAUCGCCAGCGCUGACGAAUAAAAUAAGUACAAGAA